AUGGCGUCAACAGCAAGAACCCUUUUACUUCUCUUCACUUCAAUCCUUCUUCUAUUGACCAUCUUCUGUUUUCUGACUCCCUCCCACUCUUCAUCUCUGAUUCAUUUUCAUGGCCUUGAAAGGGUACUUGCAUGGCUACAGUAUGAAAGAAACAGCAGUACUGGUGUUGAAUCUUUCACCACUGAGCCCCACAGCUCUUACCAGGAUUUGGAACCUCACUAUGCUGCAAAAGAUCACCACAGUUUGGGAGAUUUUCCACAACCUGCAGCCUACAAUAUUGUUUCUCAAACUCUUAGAAACUCUCACUACUCCAGUGAAACUCAUUCUUCUAAUGAUGAAAAGUAUUCUAGUCAAGAAAAUUUGGAAGCACCACUAAUACUUAAUAUCUUAGAGUCCAAUAAAGAAGUUCAGAGUUUUAAGGUGAUUUCAAGUAGUAAAGAAUUACAUUCAAACUAUAAUGGAACAUCUGUCUACUUCAAUGAAAGUGAGGCAGGCACACCAGAAACAAUCCAAGAAACACAAGGAGUGCUUGAAGUCAAUCGAGAUUUUGGAAGUUCCAAGAUCAUGGCAGAUUCUGUGAUUGUAGUAAACGAUAAUGGUGUAUCUCUCUCUCCCAGUUAUGCCCAGAGUGAUGAGAUUAGUGACACUCCCAAUGAAAAAUCGGAUCAAUCUCCCGUUAUACCUUUCAAAGAAACGGAACUCAUAGCAUUGAGCAAGAAGAAUUUCAGCAACUUUGUGACAGAGAGAAAAUAUGUUGCAGUGCAUUUCUAUUUGUCAUGGUCUAAUUGGAGCUAUGUUCAAGCUUUAGAAUAUGCAGCAGCUGCAACUAUGUUGGAGAGCAAGGUGGUGUUUGCCAAAGUUGAUGCUUCUGUGGAAAAGGAGUUGGCAAGGGCACAUAAAUUUGUGGGCUGCUCAACUAUGUAUUUCUUCAUUGACGGAGUUCCCUCACAUACUUAUCGUCAUUGUUGUAAAAGGGAUGCUGUUGUGUCUUUCUUGAACGAGAAGAUGAAAGGCGGUGUUCAUAAUAUUACAAAACCAUCACAGGCACGAGACAUACUGAAGACUGACUCUAUGAUAAUUCUGGCUUUGAUUGACAAUCUAGAGGGUCCUGACAGUGAGGAGUUUUCUGCUGCUCCUUCAAAGUUGGGAGACACUGUAAUCUUCUAUCGAACAGCUAGUAAAUAUAUUCCAACAAUAUUUCACAUCGACCCAGAAGUCAAACGACCUGCAUUGUUCAUGCUGCGAAAGGAUGCUGAAACAUCCAUCCAAUUUGAUGGUCCUUUCACUAGAUCGGCAAUGGCAGACUUUGUAUCCGAGAACAAAUUUCCUUUAGUAACCACUUUCAAUGGACACAAUGCUCUAUCCAUUCUUAAGAAUAAAAUGCAACAGUUAUGGCUUUUUGCCAACAAAAAUGAAACAGAGAAGGUUAUGCCCACAUUCAAAGAGGCUGCAGAUGUUUUUAAUGGGAAGAUGUGUACACUGUAA
This is a messenger RNA of Ricinus communis (castor bean), 1485 nucleotides long. Its product is annotated as protein disulfide isomerase-like 1-4. Lineage: Eukaryota; Viridiplantae; Streptophyta; Magnoliopsida; Malpighiales; Euphorbiaceae. Gene Ontology annotation, cellular component: endoplasmic reticulum. The transcript has 6 exons. Gene Ontology annotation, molecular function: protein disulfide isomerase activity. Gene Ontology annotation, biological process: protein folding; response to endoplasmic reticulum stress. Bases 1 to 1485 code for a protein of 494 amino acids. The record is from RefSeq and is a predicted model, not a curated record.